This is a messenger RNA of Drosophila gunungcola (fruit fly), 3321 nucleotides long. RefSeq lists its product as uncharacterized. The record is from RefSeq and is a predicted model, not a curated record. NCBI's taxonomy places the organism in Eukaryota, Metazoa, Arthropoda, Insecta, Diptera, Drosophilidae. Bases 1 to 3321 code for a protein of 1106 amino acids. The transcript has 6 exons.
AUGCCCGGUGGAGACGAUAAGAAAAAUGUAUCUGCUUCCCCCUUGAGCAAAACCAAGUCCACGCUCUCGCCGCUGGCAACUAAAAGCUCCAAGAGCCCACCAAGCAUCGUGGUGAAGCCGGCUACGCCAAAAACUCCAAGUUCAUUAAGUCCAAACGCCAAACCCGCUACUUCCAGUUCAAGGGUGACUCGAUCCAUACAAAAAAUGGCUUCAACUGCUUACGAGUUAGCUUUAAAUAAGUUCAUUGCGGUCUCAGAUCGUCUAAGCGAUCUCGAAAGCAGAAACAACACUCCUGGGAACGAAACUCCAAGCGUUUCCAUGCUCCAAAUCCGUCGGGAGCAAGUCCGAGUGUUAUGGGACAAGGUGGAGAAAGAGUUCGACGUAUGCUCAGAGUGCAUUACGGCAGCAGGCGAGGAUGCAGCUUCCACAUUGCCCAUUCUCAAGUCAAAGUAUAACUACUGUUAUACAGUGUAUGAGAGAUACGCCGCUCAGCUCACAGAUAUAAUCCAACAGGGCACAGCUCCGCCAGCUCAAGCUCAAGCCCCUGCCCAGAACUAUAUCUCCUCUGGCUGUCGGCUGCCUCCGUGCGACACAGAGGUUUUCUCAGGCGAUUACCUACGCUGGCCCACUUUCCGGGUCCUUUUUACAGCGAUAUAUAUAAAUAAUCCAAGGCUCACGCCUGUGGAAAAGCUGUUCCACUUAAACGCUAAAACGAGCGGUGACGCGCAUGCCAUAAUCGCAAAUUCCCCUCUCACCAACGAUGGCUUUCGCUCAGCUUGGGAUAACCUAACUGAGCGAUUCGACAACAAGCGAUUGCUAGUAAAUAGCCAGUUUAAAAUCCUCUUCAACCUCCAGUCGAUUUCGCAAGAAUCUGGGGCAGCUCUAAAGGAACUGCAAACUACGAUUCAAGGCUGUCUGAACGCCUUGGAACUGUCCGGAAUCCUGAUUACAGAUUGGGACUGCAUUCUUGUCUAUAUGUGUUCGUCAAAGCUCCCCAAGCUUACACUUUCCUUAUGGGAGCAGUCCUUGCACGAUAAAGCCGCAAUUCCAAAAUGGGUUGACCUGAACACCUUUCUCACUGAGCGCCAUCGAACCCUCGAGGCCAUAGAUGACGUGCGACCUUCUGGGUCAAGUCAUUCGCAGUCCAAAGCAACGAACGCUAACGGGUCUUUAAGCAGAAUAAAUUCUUAUGAGACUAAGGUAGUUCCGAAACCGAGACGUUGCGAUCUGUGCUCAAGGGAAAGCCACCCUAUACGCACUUGUCCACGUUUCCUCCAAAUGACAGUAGACGAGCGGGCCGCCUAUAUCCGAAACAAGCAAAUGUGCUUGAACUGCUUUGCCCGAGGGCACCAGCUUCGGGAUUGCACAAGCACCCACAGCUGCUUCACCUGCCGCAGUCGCCACCAUACGCAGCUGCACCGAAGCAACCCUUUUGCCAGCCCUCCAAGUCGGCCUGAUGUUCCCAUGUCACGACCAGCAACUUCGACAGAAGGCUCAGCCGCUUCCGAUGACCAGUCGGGAGUGCAAGUCUGUUUUGCGUCAGGUGCAAGAUUGGUUCUGCUGGGGACAGCCAUCAUAAAUAUUUGCCACCUGGGUUCGAAUUUCCAAGCUCGUGCCCUUAUCGACUCAGGAUUCGAAGCAACAUUUGUGACAGAGCGUCUGUUCAAUCUUUUCAAAUUACCCUUCCAAGUCGUCCAAGCCCAAGUCUCAGGCUUAAAUCAGACAGUGUCCGCUCAGUCCAAGAAGCUCUGUCAUUUUACAAUCAGAUCUCCAAGUAGGCCCGCUCUGCAGUUAGAGACGUCAGCCGAUGUCCUUCCUCAACUGGCAGGGAAUCUGCCUUCCUACCCAAUUCCGCAAGACUUUCUUCGAAAUCUUCCCGAUUUACCAUUGGCGGAUCCGAAGUUUUAUGAGAGCGCACAGAUAGAUGUUCUGAUAGGAGCCGACAUUCUGCCUUCGGUUCUCCUAAAUGGGGCAAAAACCAACAUCUGUGGCUCCCUCCUUGGACAAGAAACAAUUUUCGGCGUCCACAAUGGCUUAGAUAAAAUCCUCACCAAAUUCUGGGAGGUGGAGGAUCUACCAAUAAAGUUGGUAAAGGAAUCCGAUUCCGUCUGCGAAGAUAAUUUUUCCGAACGACCACGAGAGAUGCGAACGGCAGAUACGUCAAACGAGCAACGCUUAAAAAGAGACAUUCCGCUAAAGAUACGAUACGACUCAGUGAUUCAAGAAUAUCUGGAUCUGAACCAUAUGAGAGAGGUCUUUCCUACCCACGAUUUCGCCAGCUACUACCUUCCACAUCAUGCCGUACUUAAGCCUGAGAGCAUUACUACAAAGCUGCGCUUAGUAUUCAACGCAUCCAGUCCUUCUGCGAAUGGGGCCAGUUUAAAUGAUAUCCUUCAUGCUGGCCAAGUCUUACAGUCCGACCUUACCAUUCAAAUCCUAAAGUGGCGGUAUUUUCAAUACGUGUUUAGCGCCGAUAUUGAAAAGAUGUAUCGGCAGAUCUGGGUAGAUCCGAAGCACACGCCUUUCCAGCGGAUAUUGUUCCGUAAUCCUGAUGGGGACAUCCGAGAGUUCGAGUUGAAAACGGUCACCUUUGGAGUCAAUUGCGCUCCGUACCUGACCAUUCGCGUGCUUCAACAACUGGCAACUGACGUACAACACAGCCAUCCUAAAGCGAAGCUACAAAGUGCCCUCAACUCCGCUGGGUUUCCAUUGAGAAAAUUGACGUCCAAUCAUAAGGAUAUUUUGGCUCACAUUCCGAGUGACCAUCUCCUGCGCUCCGAUUUUCUGGAGAUCGAUGCCGAAAGCACGGCAAAAACGCUCGGUGUCCGUUGGAAAGCCACAUCUGAUAAAUAUUUCUUUGUUCCGCCCGAAUUAUCCGAUGAAUCGUCCCUUACAAAACGCCAGGUUCUGUCACAAAUUGCCAAAUUGUUUGACCCUGCAGGGUGGCUCGCGCCCUUCGUAAUGCGUGCGAAAAUCUUCAUGCAGGAGAUUUGGCUGCAGGACCUGGGGUGGGACGACGAACUUCCAAGUGGGUCUCCUUCCGACCAGAAUUCAGAGUCGAGCAUCACGGUUUUUGUGACGCGUCUCAAACGGCAUACGGUGCUGCGAUCUAUGUACGAGUGGAAGUGGGGCAUACGACUAUGGUGCACCUUCUCACUGCAAAGACGCGAGUUGCGCCGGGUGACCAAGAUUACCCAGUCUGCAAAGGCCGAGAAGUGGUCGCAUGUUCAAUCGGAACACAAUCCCGCAGACCUGGCCAGUAGAGGGGUAGCACUUCAGGAAUUGGUCGACAAUCCUCUUUGGUGGCAUGGUCCCGCAUAG